AAUCUCGGAAUUCCUUGUUCGUAUUUGCCAUCUCCGUCUCUGAGCAGACUGCAACUUCUCGAAUUCUGACCCACUCUUUGAAUCACACUUGUAGAACAAGUCUCAUAUUCUUAGGAGAUUGUCCUCGGCUCAAGGGUUCUAGGGUUUGCAUUCGUUUGAUUCGUCGUCUUUGGUAUCGCGACAAUGGCAGAGAAGAAGGACGAGGGGCGAGAGACCCAGUUCGCGUUCGAGGGCGAGGAAGAGAACGGUGAUUUGGAAGAGAACGCAAAGUCGGACAGCAGCAGUGAUAGUGGUCGCAGCAAUGACGACGGAGAUCUCGAAGAAGACGAUGCUUUCACUUCCGAAAUUCAAUGGCCGCAGAGCUACAAGGAAACAACUGAUUCUUACACCAUUGCUGCCUCGCCGAUCUUCGGGUCCCUAAAGAGUUUCUCAAGUUUCCAUAGAAACAGCAAGAGUAGUUUGGAUCUUGACACAAAAUCUCCUUUGCUCCCGGAGAAUACUGAAGAUGUGGACAGAAUCUCAGUUACACAAUCUGCUUGGUCGCAUAAAGGUUCUUUCGCAGAAGAGUUACCUAUUGGUCGUGGAUGCAGCUUCACGCAAACAAUUUUUAAUGGGGUAAAUGUAAUGGCUGGAGUUGGGCUACUUUCAACACCUUUCACGGUGAAAGAAGCUGGAUGGGCAAGUAUGUUCAUCCUUGUCUUAUUUGCCGUCAUAUGUUGUUACACUGCUUCUCUAAUGAGAGACUGUUUCGAGAGUAAAAGCGGCAUAGUUACGUACCCUGACAUUGGAGAAGCUGCUUUCGGGAAAUAUGGACGCAUUCUGAUAUGUGUGCUACUGUACACGGAGCUGUAUUCAUAUUGUGUCGAAUUCAUCAUUCUGGAGGGGGAUAACCUUGCCGGUCUAUUCCCCGGUACAUCCUUGAACUGGAUCGGUAUCCAUCUCGACUCCACACAUUUGUUUGGAAUCUUAACUGCUCUCAUUGUUCUGCCAAGUGUUUGGUUGAGGGAUCUUCGCAUCAUCUCGUAUCUUUCAGCUGGUGGGGUUUUCGCCACACUUUUGAUUGCUUUAAGCACGUUUUUCCUCGGUACGACCGGUGGAAUUGGAUUUCAUCAUACCGGCGAGCUUGUAAAGUGGAGCGGCCUUCCAUUUGCCAUCGGUGUCUAUGGGUUCUGCUAUUCUGGCCAUUCCGUGUUUCCGAAUAUAUACCAAUCCAUGGCUGAUAAAACCCAGUUCACAAAAGCAUUGAUAACAUGUUUUCUUUUAUGUGUUGUGAUAUACGGAGGAGUUGCAGUGAUGGGGUAUCUCAUGUUUGGUGAAGCUACAUUGUCUCAGAUAACACUGAACAUGCCAAAGGACGCGUUUGCUUCACAAGUAGCACAAUGGACAACUGUCAUCAACCCGUUCACAAAAUACGCGUUGUUGAUGAAUCCAUUGGCCAGGAGUAUAGAAGAACUUCUACCAGCUAGGAUCUCGGACAGUAUCUGGUGCUUCGUCCUGCUAAGAACAGCACUUGUCGCAUCUUCUGUUUGUGUGGCUUUUCUUCUACCCUUUUUCGGACUUGUGAUGGCACUGAUAGGAUCUCUUCUCAGUAUACUAGUGGCGAUAGUAAUGCCAGCUCUGUGUUUCAUGAAGAUAGUUGGGAACAGAGCCACAAGAACACAGAUUGUGCUGAGUUCAGCAAUUGUGGCGAUUGGCGUCGUGAGUGCCAUCUUGGGGACGUACUCUUCGGUGGCAAAAAUCAUCAACAACUAUUAAUCACACGAAGGGCCUUUCCUCGCUUAUAUACGAUGCAUGAUUAUUAUAUAGAUUUAAAUGCUUUGAUAAACCAAAUUUCUAUGUUUACAUGGUUUGUUUUAUCUUGUUCUCGUUUUAUUUUUUGGCUUCUAGGAUUGUGCCCUGCUUUUGC
Molecule: messenger RNA, 1906 nt
Organism: Tarenaya hassleriana
Lineage: Eukaryota; Viridiplantae; Streptophyta; Magnoliopsida; Brassicales; Cleomaceae
Product: vacuolar amino acid transporter 1
Exons: 11
Coding region: 184-1755 (523 amino acids)
Cellular component (GO): plasma membrane
Source: RefSeq, a predicted model, not a curated record